AUGGAAGCAUUAACAAUCAAGCAACAAAACGAAAUCUAUCCUCUUGUAAAUAUGUUUGAAGAAACUUUUGAACAAUUUGAUCCAAAUGUUGAUUAUGAUUGUUUACGAAAAUAUGAUGAAAAUAAUACACAUUUUUCUAUGGCAAUUAUCGUAGAAAAUCGAGAUGAUGAACAAGAACAUGUUAUUGGUUAUAAUUGUAUUUAUCAUUAUGAUACACAUCGAGUUAAACUUGAAUAUGAUAUUGCAAUUGGAUGCUGGAAAAUAUUUCCUGAAGAAUUAUCAAAUAUUCUAUUUAAUGAUAUUCAAACUUUAAAACUUAAUGAACAAAUUGAACUUAUAAUUAAACGAUUAGAUCAACAAUUUUUUGAUUUAGAACAACAUUUAUAUCAAAAUAAAUUACCAUCAAUUUCAAAAGAAGAACAUAUUGAAUUAUCAUCAUUAACUAUUCCGGAAGAUGUUGUUGAUUAUGGUUUACAUUCAUUUAUAAGUGGUUCACGUUCUAAAUUUAGUGGUUUAGCUCCACCACCAGUUGCACCACGUCGAAGUCGACAAAAUAGUGCAUGUAGUACACAAAGUAGUGUUCGAUAUGCUUCAUUUGUUCCACCACCAACAGCGCCUGUUCGUCGACGUCGAGUUAUCGAAUCAAUUCUUUUACAUGUUCAACGAAAGAAAAAAACAUUUGAAAAAAUCGUUGAUGUCAUUAAAGGAAGAGACGCAAUAAAAAUGCAUGAUUUAGGAAUAGAAUUUUUACGUGUAUAUGAUGGUAGAUUUAAUUAUCGAGAAGGACAUGAAUUCGUAAUGUCUUAUCGAAAGAAAACUUGGUCUUUAACAAUUGAUAAGAUUACAUGUGUUGAUUGUCCAGUAGGUGAUAUUGGACCACGAUCAGUAUUGAUAUUGAAUUAUAAAGGUCAAUACACAAGUGUACAUGUUUAA
Adineta steineri is the source of this 933-nucleotide messenger RNA. The record is from the annotation of a GenBank genome assembly. NCBI's taxonomy places the organism in Eukaryota, Metazoa, Rotifera, Eurotatoria, Adinetida, Adinetidae.